Adineta ricciae is the source of this 2607-nucleotide messenger RNA. Lineage: Eukaryota; Metazoa; Rotifera; Eurotatoria; Adinetida; Adinetidae. The record is from the annotation of a GenBank genome assembly.
AUGAAUCUGAUAAUGACGACGCCGGAUGAAUUUCUUCAAUUUGCGAAAGAAAUGGGCCUUGGAAGAAUUCAGUCGACACCAAUUCAAACUGUAGCAAAUUAUCAUGAACCAUCGACAACAGGCUUAUGCGUAUUGAAUAAUUUAUGUUGUUUAAUUGAACAGAUUCGUCAAUUAAAGGCUGAAAAUAAUCGUUUACGUGCUCAUUUAGAAAUCGAUAGACAGUUGAAUAAGUUUCGCCAAUUUCUUAUUUCAAAAGAAAACUCCGAAGAUAAAAAAGACGUUCUUCCUUCAAAAACUCUUUCUAACGAAGAAAAGACAAGCACAUUAUCACCAACAAAUUCAUUAAAACUUAAACGAUCAAAAUUGAUUGAAGAACCCAAAAGUAUUCAUUAUACUAAUCAGCAAGAAGAUUCUCCUCCUUCAAUCCUUACAGCUGGCCAUGAAUUAUUGGAUUUAACAGAAAAUAACUCAGGUUCAGUUCCAACAUCAUCCUGGAAUAAAGUUCGACAUGCUUUUCGAUUUUCCUUACGACGAAAGCAUGAUCAUACAACAAGUCCUCCUCUAGCUCAUGUUGAUCGGCAAAUACCCACCAUUAGUGUGUCGAUAGAAAGCGAUGAUGAUCAUUUAAAAGACAACAAACGUUUGAAAAAGAAGAAAAAGAAAAAUCCAACAGUAGACGAAAAUCAAUCGACAAUUAUCGGUGAUGAUAGUGAUCCCGAUGAUCAAUCAGUUCAAUUGGUUCGUGCAUACCAUAGAAGACGACUCUAUGGCAAUGACACAGCAACAUCAUCGAGCACUGAACGUCAAGAAGCAUCUUCAAUCACUUUACGUUCUACUACUUCGAAUAAUGACGAAGAAACAUUAUUAAAGCCUCGAUAUCGACGUAAAAUUCGCUCGAAAUUGGACACAGUUCGACGUCAAUUUAGUGAUCAGAAUUCAUCGACGUCCGCACGUGCUAUCCAUCAAUCACAUGGCACAACAUUUGAUGAUAUUGGCUCAGGACUAAAUCAUGCGCUACUAACAGCACAGUUAGCACCGGCUUUGACAAAAUCCUAUCAACAAAAAAUGCGUGAAUGGGAAUCAAUGCAAAAGAGUCAUUUUCUUGUUAGCUAUCGUCGACAAUCUAUCGUACCAAAAUCUGAUCCAAAUAGUAAUUCUCGAAAACCUUCAUUAAUUCAUUUGUUAAAUCAAACAACGACGAACGAAAUAACCCCAUCGACCAUAGCUGAUUUCUAUCCGAUAACGAUCGAAGAGUCAAAUAUUGAACUUCCAACGAAUAUAGUUCCAUUAGGUCCUAUUCUGUCGCCGAAUCAACGAUCGCUUAUCGUUCAUCAAUGGCGCGAAAUCAUGUCCGAAGAACUUUUACUUCGACAUUGUCAGGAAUAUUUACAGCAAAAAACGAUUCUAUUGAAAGAACUGAAAACAAAUUUGAAAACUCUUAAAACCAGUAUAUUCUGUACGACCAAUUCCACGAAAACACAAUCGAUGGCUGACAUUCGAGAGAACUAUCAUAAACAAGAACAGUUGUAUUUGCCUCAGCGUUGUCAUUCGUUACAAACAUUGAUAUCCAUGCCUGCAUCUUGGAUUUUAGCUGUUCAAAGCGCAGCUUACUCUGAUGUUCUCGAUGGUACAUCAAAUCAAACAACUGAACGAGCUAUUUUGUGCAACAAGAAUUUCUUUGACCAACUCGAACAGUGCAAACGAAACCGGCAAGAAUUUGAGCAAGAUUCACUUAGAAAUUCACUUCAGACUAAACCUCGACAAAAUGUACCUGCGAACUGUAAUGAAAAUUCUCAUCAUCGACCUGUUCCACAUCGUGCUUACUUACGAAAGUUAUCGUUAAUUGAAUCAUCGGAGUUUCCAGGACAUUUUUUACCUCAUCCGGUAAUACCUUUACAAUCAACUCUAUCAGAGGAACCACCUCCGGCAAACGUUGAACAUAAUUCAAUUACAUCGGUUACUGACACGAAUUCAACUCCAAAUCCAAAUGAGAAAGACUCGCCACCAACGACUAAUCAUUCUCGAAAACGUUCGAAACGUUCACGUUUCGAUUUCAGAGAAACGUUCGAUCGUAGUAGAAGUCUCUGUAUCGCUCAGAUCAAUUUAUGGUUACAACGUCGUCGACAAAUACACAUCUCCACACAGCGACGAAAGUCUACUACAGAAUCCAAAAUAUCAACACCAAAACUACUUGGUUCACCACGAUUAGCUCGUCUACAUAGGAGACUGUUCAAAAACCCAACGACAUCAUCACCAUCGCCUCUACCGGAUCAAACCUCUGCGCUAGAACCAUUACUCGACGAUUCGGACAACCAGUCUCUUGGCGAUCUUCCCGUUCGCAUCUAUUUUCCACCUUUAUCAGCUCCUGUAACGCGACGUGUACGCAUCACUGAUAUCAACACAAUUAUAUACAGCCACGACAGUUAUGAUGACGACGAAGAAGAAGUGUUCGAACAAAUAUCUCAACCAAAGGUUUCAUCUGACGACAAUAGGAAACAUCCAUUCAGAUCUUCAACUAUUUCAUCGUCGUAUAAAAUAGCAACAGCAAAAGAGCGACGAGAAAGUUAUGCAACAUUGUCGACUGUUUUCAAUAACAGAUGUUUAUAA